CAGUAAUCUAUCAGCUGGACUUUAAUUUCACACAGCAAGGUGACCUCUUUUGCUUUCUCCACCCAUCCAUACCUUCAUCUGAUGAGGACUGUUCAACCAAGAGGUGGUGCUGUGCCCAUGUAAGAGCCUGCAUUCAUGUGCCAACAGCGGGUAUGAUUGUGUACCAUAUGGGUAUAAAAGGUAAAGGGUAAAGGGACCCCUGACCAUUAGGUCCAGUCGUGACUGACUCUGGGGUUGCGGCGCUCAUCUCACUUUAUUGGCCGAGGGAGCCGGCGUACAGCUUCCGGGUCAUGUGGCCAGCAUGACUAAGCCGCUUCUGGCUAACCAGAGCAGCACACACAAACACCGUUUACCUUCCCGCCAGAGCGGUACCUAUUUAUCUACAUGCACUUUGACAUGCUUUCGAACUGCUAGGUUGACAGGAGCAGGGACCGAGCAAUGGGAGCUCACACUGUCAUGGGGAUUCGAACCACCGACCUUCUGAUCAGCAAGCCCUAGGCUCUGUGGUUUAACCCACAGCGCCACCCGUGUCCAUCCAUAUGGGUAUACAAAAGGGUAUACUGCCAUGUGGGUAUGGUUGUGUAUGCCAGCUCUUUUAUGACUGAUGGAGGUGUGAGCCUUAAGAAUAUACGGUGACUACCAAAGGCCUACCUACCCCAGCAUCCUGUUCUCACAGGUGCCUAGUCCUCAUUUAAUUCCCACAACACCCUUGUGAGGUAGGCUAGGCUGUGAGAUGGCGACUGGCCCCCAAGACCACCUAGUGAACUUCAUGGCCGAGGGGGGCGGUGGGAGGAUUUGAAUCCUGGUGUCUCCUAGGUUAUACUACCAACAACCAAUUACACCACAUAGGCUCUCAUUUUAAAGUCUGUGAGUUCGUCCCAAAAAAUCCUGGGUGGGAACUGUAGUUUCCCCAGCACAGACUUACAAUUCCCAGCACUUUUAGCAAACUGCAGUUCCCAGAAUUCUUUGGGGGAACUUCUGACCUUGAAAUAUACAUUAUGAAUCUGUGCAAUAUGUGAGCUUGGACCAGAUGGGAGAUCUUGCACAGCCGAAUUCUCAACCAAUUGAAGCUUUUGGGUUGCCUUCAAAGGGACGUCUCCUUCCCUCUCCAGUCUUGGGUGUUUGGCAGGGAUCAGAUACUUCAUCUCACCCCCACUCAUCUUUUAUACUGUGAUUAUUAUUUAGUGAUUCCAAAAAUGGCAGUUAAGAAACUCAAUGUUCUAGAACAACAACGGUCAUAUUUGUUCAAAAAUUGAAGAUGCAGGGUGGGGAAAUCAUGGAGACUAUUAUUUUUAUUUUUAAAUAGUCAGGAAUUUGACAGGAUCAGUUCUAAUUACAAGAUAAAAUGGUUUUAUGUUUUAAAGUAAAAAUAGGAUCAAUUGAAGAAGGGUUAGAUGAAUGAAGCCAAAUGAAAUGCAGAUCUAAUCAGUAGAGUUCUUUGUUUUUUAUAAUAUAUAGAAAACAAUGAAUGCUGUAAAAGGGGGUGGAGAGUAACAUGAUAUAGUAGAUUAGAUCAAAUAUGAUGCUAAAUAGAAGAUUCUUAAUCCUACCUGUCGGAUAUGUUGUGUUUUAAAGAAACAUAAUCUAAAUCCUGAAAUACUGUUCAUGGCAGGUUUGUAAUUUAGGGUUGUACUGAUACUCUCAUCAAUAUUAUUUUAAAAAACCCAGAAUUGCAUUUUAGAUUUUUAAAAAUUCUGAUUUUAAUGUAUGUACGUGUUCCACGGAUGAGUGAGGAUUUGAACAUGGGUUUCCCACGUGCUAAGUCACUAACCAUUCCAUAAUGCUAUCUAUUUGUGUGUGUGCAUGAGAAGUCUGGAAAGUGGCAACAGCAGAACGAGGCCUUUUGUGUAGUGGCUCCCUAUUUGUGGUGUAUUCUCCCCAGGAAGGCGCACCUGGCGCCUUCACUACUUAUCCUUAGGUGCCAGGUGAAAACUUUCCUCUUCUCCCAAGUACACGCAUGAAUGAUUUCUUAUCCACCCUUCACCCUAAGGUCUCAGAGUGGGUUGCAAUUUUAUUUAUUUCAUAAAAUGUAUAUAUUGCUCAGUUUUCAUUUUUUUUUUUAAAGCAAUUUAUUGGGUUUUACAAUAGGAAUAAAUGUAAUAAACAAUAUAGCAUUCGUCUUAACAUAAUUUCACAUUUUCUUUGGACUUCCUCACAUCUCCCGCUCCCACCUUCAUCAUUAUAACAUUUUGUCAGCAAUUUAUCAUCUUAUUUAAAUUCUUAUAUCUCUUCGAUAUUUCAUAAUCUUAAAGUUCUCAUAAAGAGUUAAACUUUCACAACUUUUCUUGUUUCCUUAAAAAUUUCUAAGUUAAGUGGUGCUCAGUUAUUUAGUCCAGCAUCUUAUUCAGCAUUCAAUCAAAUCACAAUGUUUUUGUAGGUAGUUCUUAAAUUUCUUCCAGUCCUCCUCGAUUCUCUCUUCUCCCAGGUCACGGAUUCUGCCAGUCAUUUCAGCCAGUUGCAUAUAGUCUAUCAGUUGCAUCUGCCAUUCUUCCAGUGUGGGUAGAUCUUGGGUUUUCCAAUGUUUUGCGAGUAGUAUCCUUGCUGCUGUUGUUGCAUACAUAAAAAAUGUCUGGUCCUUCUUUGCCACCCCUUGGCUGACAAUACCCAAAAGGAAGGCCUCUGGUUUCUUAGUGAAAGUAUAUUUAAAUACCUUUUUCAAUUCAUUAUAAAUCAUUUCCCAGAACGCCUUCACUUUAGGGCAUGUCCACCAGAGGUGAAAGAACGUUCCUUCACACUCUUUGCAUUUCCAGCACUUGUUAUCAGACAGGUGGUAAAUUUUUGCGAGUUUGACUGGGGUCAUAUACCAUCUAUAAAUCAUUUUCAUUACAUUUUCUUUCAAAGCAUUACAUGCAGUAAAUUUCAAUCCAUUACUCCACAGCCUUUCCCAGUCCUCAAACAUAAUAUUAUACCCAAUAUCCUGUGCCCACCUUAUCAUAGCCGAUUUAACCAUUUCAUCUUGUGUAUUCCAUUCCAACAGCAAGUUAUACAUCCUUGAAAGUAUCUUAGUCUUUGGUUCUAACAAUUCUGUUUCUAAUUUCGAUUUCUCCACCUGGAACCCUAGUUUCUUAUCACUUUUAAAAACUUCUUUAAUCUGGGCAUAGUGUAACCAAUCUCGCACUUUGUCUUUCAUGUAUUGCUCAGUUUUCAGAAGAAACCUUCAAAGUGGUUUGCUAAAAAUUCAAUACAGUAUUAAAAAUGAUUUAAAUUUAAAAAUUAAAAGUAGGAAUAAAUUGGGUUGGGUUCUGAAAUAUUAUUAUUAUUAUUAUUAGUAAUACUAGUAUGCUGCUCCGUAUCAAAUUUGAAGAUUUAAAAAAACAAACAUUUAUUCAAAAGUUACAAUACAACUUCGUCUAUUGCCACAUCACAAAAUGAUCACUCCAAUCCUCAAUUCCUCAUCACUGUCAUGUUGGCUUGCCCAGUACCCUCAAUAGGAACCCAAAUAUAUAUACUUCUUUUUUAAAAACACUGUUUUAAUUCCUUUAUAAUUUAAUGACGUUUUAGCUGCCAUUCUUUUCUACGUUUUUAGUUUUCUGUGUUUUAGCCGUCCUUGCUUUGAUGUUUGCCAGCCGCCUUGAGUCCCGGUCUGGAAAGAAGGAGGGAUAUAAAAAUAAUGGCAGCAGCAACAACUAUCAUAAUGAACAAUUUUUUUUAAAAAAAAUUGCUUGUGUAUGUUUCAGCGUGUGGAUAUACACAGCGUAACGGAGCGCGUGCAGCCGGGCGGGGGAUCCUAAGUCGCGCGCCCUCCCGCGCGCGCGCAGCUGUGGUGCAGCCCUUUGUGAAGGGAGGGCGGGGCCGCACUGCCGCCCCCCGCCCGCCCCCCAGCGAUGCCUGCGUCCGGCCGAGGGAAUAUAAGCGGACCCCGCCCCCGCCUCCGCCCCCAGCAUCCCGCCGGCCCACCCUUCUGGUCGGCUUCUUCCUCCUCCCGCCUCCUCGGGAGUACCUCCAUGCGCUCUAUGUAAGGAAAUUGCGUGCCGAAGAGGGAGGAGAUUGUGGGGCCCAAUGCUCAGCGACGGGGAGGCGAGACCUGUAGCUGCCUGAAUAGCAGAGAGAGAGCGCGAGAGAGGCUUCCCAGCCUGGAGGAGAAGGAAGCUUCGCAGAAGAGGCCUGUCUGGACACCUCCCCUCCCAGUGCCCUCCCACUAUUAGGUUCCCCUUUCUCUUCCUCCUCCUCCUUGCACGUUGCCGCAGCGCCCGCGCGCAAGGGAAGCCGGCGCUCGGUGGGGUGAGUUUACACAGAGAGCCGGAGUGACUGCUUCGGAGGCGGGGGGAAAAGAGAAUUGCAGUCCACGUGGCUCAUGGGUUGUCGGGGGAGGGAAGUGGGGGGGGGAAUCUUUCCUAGUAAGAGUUUGUUCUGGAGAGAGCUGCGGCUGGUGCAAGAAGGGAACCCACAGAAGCCCGUUGGAUAACCCUUCUUUAGUCUCCACCGCCUUUGUGCCAGGGUUCAAAAGUUAAGGUGAAUGCCCCCCGCUCCAUGCAGCAAUAUAGACAGAGUUUAUAAAGUUCAUAUAGUUUGAGCACCAGGAAAUGGGUAGUGAUUUUUUAUUAAUUACAUUAAUAUCCCACCCUUUUCUCCAAGUAGCUGAAGGUGGUUUUUAAAUGUUCACGUGGGUUUUUUGUUUUGCUUAAAAGGGUCGCAUUGAGUUGCUGUGGCACAAAAGUAACCAAUUCAUUAUUACUAUUAAUACGAAUAGUAAUUCAUCUAAUAAUUAUAAGUAAUGCUAUUAAUACUUAUAAUUAUUAUAUUUGUCAAAUAAAAGCAAGAUUAACUGUUUUCUGUAUGCAAGACAGUGUGUGAAGAGGGCCAAAGAUGCUAGUGUGUUGUUUGCAGUUGUAACUCUUUUGGGAAGUUGGCGCUAAACUGGCAAACAAGUGCUUUCAAAUUCAUGUGUUCUAGGGAACUAUACUUAACAUGAAUUGUGGUUAAUGUUAGUGCAUGUGCAACCACUUUGUUCUGUGGAACUGGCACCGUUACACAUGCCACAUAACACAUGUUCCACAUUUGUAACAUACACUUUGGAACUCCCUGCCUCUUGACAUAACAGCAGGUGCCUUCAUUGUACUAACUUUUUUUUCCGCCUACUAAAAACAUUUCUGCUAAGUAUGUAGAAUGAAAAAGUGUAUGUUUAACUUACAUUUUUCCCGCAGAAAAUCUUCCAUUUCCAGAAGUUCAUGAGUAGCAACAAAUGGAUGCGGAGUUCAAGUACUAGAUGAGGCAAGCCCUCCCCCUCAGAUUUUACUGGCUUCAAUCCUGAUGGAUUUUGGCGUGCCAGCUGAAAAUACAUUUAUUCAGCAAGGCCUUUAACUCACACCCAUAACAGUGAAAGGAUUUGCAAAAAGAUGUCAAUUGCAAAUGCAACAUCAGACAAGAUUAGCAGUUUCAAAGUUGACUGUUGUUGUUGCUGCGCUGUUGACUAAAUAAGAGCAAGAUAGUUAUUGCAAGUUAGGUGAUUGUUGAAGGUGCUGCAAAGUUUUCUGGGUGUCUGCCGGACAUUUUCGGAUGUGAAUUACCCUAUCCAAAUUAUUCCAGUUUGCAUCAAAAAUUGCCUGGUUCAAUCUUUUAUACAAAACCCACAUAGCUGAAGUUCAUGUGUAAAAUAGAACUUUGGUGUUAGAACUUAAGUAGAUUAAGAACUUAAGUAUAUUUAGCACAAACCCGUUUCUUUGGCUUGCAGACCAUAAACAUCAAAUAUGCUGUAUAGGGCUACGUAUGUGUACAGAAGGGGAGAGCGCUCCCUAUGCCCCUCUUCCCCACGAGGUUCCUUGGCACACCCCUCAUGCAUGCCAGGCGUUAACCAGAAUUGACUCUUCAUUGUCCAUCGCGGAAUGGAUGGGCUGAAGAGUCCUCUUGCCCUGCUAGCAUGUACAAAUAAUUUUACAUACAAUAAUUUUACAAAUAAUUUUAUUUGUAUGCCUCCUUUCCAUUAGUUGAGGCAUGUUCAAGGCAGCUUACAACAUGAAAAAAACCUCAUAAUGACAACAAAAGUUGUCGUAAAUAAAACAUGCAAAAAAUACACAACCAAAUCAAAUGAUUUCCACAUAAAUCAUAAUAAGAUCUAAAAUAAAGGUACCAAAAAUUAAUUGCAAUAAUAGCAACAACCUUCCCAACCAAAGCCCCUUACCCCAGCCCAAGAGUCUGUUCAGCAGCCUCAGCUUUUGUAUUGGGGUCAUUCAGGGCUCCACCCUGCCAGGCCAGGUGGGAAAAGCUCUGCAAGGCAGGAAGAUGGUCUCCGUCUAGCACAGAAUUAACAUCCAGUAUUUGGUUUUAAAAAACCGAGAUUUUGGGAGGGUGAGGGACAAUUGGAUAGCUCUUGAGUGGACCUAAGGGCUCUAGUAAAUGAACAUGCCACAAACCUACCUGCCAGACUAGUUGACUUUUGGGUUCUCUACAGUUCUGUGAUUCUGAUUACAGGUACUACAGCUGGGGGGGGGGUGUUGUCCAUCUCACAACCUGGUGAGUGCCUCAACUUGAGCUAAGCUAAGAACACUUCUGGCAACCGAUCGUCCUGAUUCCAUGUUUGGGUUGGUGUAGGGCACGCCCUACGGAGCCAUGUAUAUAUUUAGCUCGAGAUCUCAUCCUUCAGGGUUGUACAUAUCUAACAGGGCGAGUUGAACAUCACCUGCUCUCUUUUGGAAUCUCUUUAAACGCCCUUUUGCAUUCUGGGCCUGUUGGUUGGGGGUUGGGGUCACUAUGCUAGCACCUUCUUCUUCUUAUUUUUCUUUUGUAAAGAUUAUUUAAUUUUACAUGCAACGCAGAGAACAGUUAUAGCCACAGGUCAAAAAUAUAAAACUAUGAGAUGGGCACGUGGAAUCUGAGUACAGUUGCACAUGGGUCAAAAUAAUAAACUUCAGGUAACGACUUUCAGCGUUACCAGAUAUAUCAGGUGUAGUUCCAGAUUUGCCCUGCUUGUGAUCAGGGUCAUCUUGAAAAUGGUGGUUCCACUCUACUGUGUUUAGAGUGCCAAAUCAUAUGAGAAGUAUCUGGAGGUUCUAGUUCUUAUCAAAAUCUAAAAUAACACAUGAUUUUCUCUGUUAUACCUAUAUUCCUGAGAGAGUGACUCCAAGCAGCCAGUGUAAGAUUUUGGACUGUUGCAAUUACUAUUCAAGCUUCCUAGAUAAUAUAUAAGACCAAUUCUUUUGAUGAUACAUCUACACUGGUAUUGUCAAAAAAUAUUCAGUAGGACAACGAUCAAUAGUUUCUUCAGUAUUGUGUAUCAUUUCUGCCAAAGACCAGCUGACGUUCCCAUCAUAAAUGAUAAUAUGUACUAAGUUUAUCACAACCCUUCCAACAUUUAGGUGACAUAGAAGACGACUUUUUUUGGCAUUUGCAAAGCAUCGCGAUGCCAUCUGUGAAGUAAUUUCCCUAAGAAAACUGGAAACAAAUUGUAAGGGUCUCCGUUCCCCAAUCCCUUUCACACCUUUCCUCCUCUUCUCUGUCAAAGGGAACGCCUUUUGGCCUGCUUUGGUUUCUCCUUGAGAAGAAAGGUGCCGAUGGCGAGCGACGUUGUGGAGAACGAGAAGGAGUUCUACUCCAAGGCCAAGAAAUACUGGAAGGACAUCCCCGCAACAGUGGAUGGGAUGCUGGGUGGCUAUGGGCACAUCUCCAGCAUCGACAUCGACAGCUCCAAAAAGUUCCUGCUCCGUUUUUUGCUGGUAAGCAAGGUGUUCUCUCUUUCAAGCUGAGCAGGAACAGCCUGGGGUUACCUGCUUUCCUCCAGAUAUUUUGGACUACAUCUCCCAGCAGCCUGAGCCAGCCCCGCCCUGCCAAAUAAUGCAGGGGCUGAUGGGAAAUGUAGUCAAAAAACACCUGGAGAUUGGCCAAGGCUGGUUUAGGAGGAGUGUGGGAAAUACACUCCCCCCCCCCCAUUUUAAAGCAGUGAAUCAUCGGAUAGUGGAGUUGGGAGGGUCAUCUAUUCCAACCCCCUGCAAUGCAGGGAUCACAGCAGAAGAGUCAUUGACAGAUGGCCAUCCAAGCUCUGCUUGAAAACCUCCAAGGAAGCCGAGUUGACUGCAGAAUCUCUGGCAGGGAUGGCUGACCUGUAGCCCUCCAGAUAUUGUUAGAUUCAAACUCCCAUCAUUCUGGGGCAGGGCCUUUUUGGCGGUGGCUCCCUAUCUGCAGAAUGCACUUUCUAGUGAGGUGCACCUGUCCCUGUUAUGUUAGGCUAAGAGUCCUUUGCCAAAAUGCACAUUGGGCAAAAUUGUGAUUUCGAUAAGCUGGGGAGGCCUUGGUGGUGGUGCCACUACUGGGAGCUACCCAGUGCUUUUUUUUACUACUAGAACACCUGCUGUUCAUUAGGAACGUCGCAGGUUUAAUCCCCAGGGCUGGUCAUUGUUCCCUGCCUGAAACCUGGGGAAAUGGAGGCUGUAUUUCCAAACAUGGAUGCCAUCUUGCCAGAAGCAGUAUAACAGAGAAGGGUGUGUGUGUGGGGAAACAAUGAAAGACCCUGUUUCUGAAAGCCUUGAGAGGCAUUCAAGGUUCUAGCCCUCAUUGACUUCAUUUCUGUCUAGGAUGAGCCUAACAGGACAGGGACCUCCCGUGCCUUGGACUGUGGGGCUGGCAUUGGCCGGAUUACCAAGCGGCUCCUGCUGCCACUUUUCGGAACGGUGGACAUGGUGGAUGUCACAGCGGACUUCCUUAACCAGGCCCGGACCUACCUGGGUGAGGAGGGUCGGCGUGUGAGGAACUACUACUGCUGUGGCCUGCAGGACUUCAGCCCCGAGCCCAGUGCCUACGACGUCAUCUGGAUCCAGUGGGUGAUAGGUGAGAGUCUCCCUCCACUACCUGUAAAAAAAGGGUUGUGUAUCCAGCUUAUUUUCUCUGUCUCAGAGAGUAGACCUUAAUGAAAUCAGUGAACCUCAGUUAAUCUUGGUUGUUGACUUCAAUGAGUCUACUCCAAAUGGGAUUGCCAUUGGGUACAACUGGCAAAAGGUCCCAUUUGCACUGUACAUUUAAAAUGCUACAGUACCUCUUUAAAAGGCAUUUCCCCCCCCCCCAAAGAAUCCUGGGAACUGUAGUUCAAGGUGCUGAGAGUUUCUAGAACUUUAUUGCCCCCCCUCACAGAGCAGGGUUCCCUGAGGAAGGAGGAUUGAUUGUUAAAUCACUCUGGAAGCUGUAGCUCUGUGAGGGUUUUUUCCGGCCUCCUAGCAACUCUCAGCACUCUGAACAAACUACAGUUCCCAAGAUUAAUUGUCAGGGAACCAUGACUGUUCUAAGUGGCAGUCCUUUAAAUGCAUAAUGUGACUGGAGCGUAGGAUAGAGACAGGAAAGGUAUCCCAUUUCAUCAGUUAACUCUCUCUGAAGAAUUUAAAGGGCAGUGUAAAUGUCCCCCCUUCAACGUCCUUUCUGUUUUCCUCACAACAGGCUUGUGAGGUAGGCUUGUCAGAGAGGGCAAACAGCCUAAGGUUACUUCAGGGCUGUUCAGCCGCUUAAUUAUCACAGCAUUGCAUUCCAGCCGCUGCCUUUUAGGUUAAGGUUGUCGUCCAGUGAAACUGAAUGUUGGAAGAUUCAGGACAGAGAAAAGAAAGGACUUCUUCACACAGAGCAUAGUUAGAACUAGGGAACUCCCUCCCACAGUGAUAUUCACCAACUUAGAUGGUCUUAUAAGAUGAUUAGACAGACUAAUGGAGCAUAAGGCUGUCGAUGGCUACCAACCAAUGAUGCCUCUGCUGUACCCCCACAGUCAAAAGCAACUUCUAAAUACCAGUUGCUGGAGCCCCAGGAGGACGGAGUGCACUUGUGCAUGGGCCCUGCUUGCAGGCUUUCCAUUGAAGUAUCUGCUUGGCCACUGUGAGUGCAGGAUAAAACGGACCCUUUCUAGCCUGGCCCAGCAGGGCUCUUCAUAUAGAGAGGUCUGUUGUGAGAGCAGAACCGCCCCUCUCCCCAAGAACAGUCUACCUUUGAAUACCAAAUAAUGGGGAACUGCAACUGGAGAAUACAGUUGGGCUCAGGUCCUGCUUGGGGUUUUCAUUUUGGGGGACAUCAGUCAGGUUGACCACUGUGAGAACGGGAUGCUGGAGUAGAGGCGGGCCACUGGCCUGAUCCAGCAGCCAGAGUCUUUUUCUUCUUCUUCUUCCAUAAACCAUUUAUUGGUGUUCCAAUGCAUUUACAUAGAAAUUUCAUAUUUCUUAUAAUUUAUACAUUCACGUUUUCUAUCACAGUGGUACCUCGGGUUACAGACGCUUCAGGUUACAUACGCUUCAGGUUACACACUCCGCUAACCCAGAAAUAGUGCUUCAGGUUAAGAAUUUUGCUUCAGGAUAAGAACAGAAAUCGUGCUCCGGCGGCAGCGGGAGGCCCCAUUAGCUAAAGUGGUGCUUCAGGUUAAGAACAGUUUUAGGUUAAGAACGGACCUCCGGAACAAAUUAAGUACUUAACCCGAGGUACCACUGUACAUUGUAAAUCCACCUUUAGUUUUUACUUAAUUAUCUCAUACUUUCCCCCCUCAUGACUCGAAGACUUCCCUCCAGCCAUGCGUGACUUCCUAAUUUUGUUUUAAAAUUUGUUACUGUGUUUGUACUUUGAUAAUUUAUUUAUUAAAUAUUUAUUCUUGUAUUCUAUAUUAUAUCUAUCUUGCUCUUAUUUUGUUGGAGCCAUGUAUUCCUCUACACAGGUUUCUCUGUCCUCCAUCAAUCGCGGACUGUGGGUCGGGGGGGAGGAGUAGCGUUGUUAUUCCGGGAGGAUUGCUCUUUCAGAGCUCUGCCAUCACCGGCGAUCUCCGGCAUUGAAUGUGUUGGUCUCAUGUGGGGCACCAAGGAGAGCUUGGCUGUCUGGCUGGUGUACCGACCACCCAGCACACCUGCAGCCACCCUGUCAGACCUGCUGGAGGUUUUGGCAGGCUGGGCCUUGGAGUUCCCAAACCUACUGGUUUUGGGAGACUUCAACGUCCAUGCCGAUGCCGCUCCCUCCUCACAGGCUCUGGACCUAGUGACUUCCAUGGCAACACUAGGGCUCUCCCGGUUUGUUUUGGGCCCCACUCAUCAAGCAGGCCACACGCUGGAUCUGAUCUUUGGGGCUGGCAUAGAUGUGAUCAUGCUCCCCGCUGUGGAAGUGCCAUGGUCUGAUCACUACGCUCUGAAAGCCAAGAUUGACUUCCCACUCCUCCCCUGCUCGGGUGGCGAGCCUAUUUGGGCGAAAACUGAUGGAUCCUGCUCCUCCUGGCGACUCAUUAGAUGACCUUGUUGAGGACUGGAAUAACCGGCUCUUGGCAGCCAUUGAUGAGAUCACACCUAAGCGCCCUCUGCGACCCCGUCGAAACCGGGCCCCUUGGUUUACUGGUUUACUGAGGAGCUCCGGAAAAUGAAGCGGGAUCUCAGACGGCUAGAGCGAGUAUGGCGACGGACUUGUGACGGAGCCUCAAGAACAUCUUAUAGGACGCUUAUGAAAGCCUAUGAGAUGGCUAUGAAAGCUGCUAAGAAAUCUUACUUUGCAGCUUCCAUUGCAUCCGCUAGCUCUCGCCCGGUACAACUUUUUAGAAUAAUUAGGUCAAUAAUGUCCUUAGGAGGACAACCAAAUUUAAGCACAAAUUCGACCCACAGCUGUGAGGCAUUCGCGAGCUUUUUUGCGGAGAAAGUCCUGUUGCUCCGCCGUGACCUCCCUGCCAAUUUAGAUACAGUGACUGAACUGGAGGCCCCUCGACUGACUUCAGGUCCAGUGUUGGACCAUUUCGAUUGGAUACUCCCUACUGAUGUGGAUAGAUUCCUCCAAUUUGGUAGGCCCACCACCUGCCUCCUUGAUCCGUGCCCGUCUUGGCUGAUUAGGGAGUGUCCAGAUGUUGCGCGGACCCCCCUGGUUGAAAUUAUCAAUUUGUCCCUUGACACGGGGACAUUCCCAGGGGAACUGAAGGAAGCAGUGGUGUGUCCACUCUUAAAGAAAACUUCAUUAGAUCCCUUAGACCUAUCCAAUUACCGCCCAGUUUCAAAUCUUCCAUACCUGGGUAAGGUAAUUGAGAGAGUGGUUGCUGAACAGCUUGGUAGGUUUCUGGAGGAAACAUCGGCAUUAGAUCCAUUUCAGUCCGGUUUCCAUCCUGGUUUUGGGAUGGAGACGGCUCUGGUUGCCCUAACAGAUGAUCGCCGUAGACAACUGGAUCGAGGCGGGUCAGGACUGCUGAUCCUUUUAGAUUUGUCAGCAGCCUUUGACAUGGUCGAUCAUGAUCUUCUGGACCACCGCCUCACAGACGUGGGGAUACAGGGCAUAGCCCAUAACUGGCUGUGCUCUUUUAUCUCUGGUCGGGGACAGUGGGUGGCACUAGGGAGGGAAAUGUCGUCGCGCCACUCCUUGGUGUGUGGCGUGCUGCAGGGCGCAAUUCUCUCCCCGAUGCUUUUUAACAUCUUUAUGCGCCCCCUUGCCCAGAUUAUCCGGAGCUUUGGGCUGGGCUGUCUCCAAUAUGCUGAUGACACUCAGCUCUAUCUGCUGAUGGAUGGCCACACCGACUCGGCCCCGAACACACUGAGCAGAUGCUUGGAAGCUGUGGCUGGAUGGUUUCGUGGGAGCCGAUUGAAACUAAAUCCUUCGAAGACAGAGGUCCUAUGGCUAGGACAGGAUGGCAUGGGGAUGAGGGACCAACUCCCUUCUCUUGCAGGGGUGCAAUUGGUGCCAUUGCCUUCCGUUAAGAGUUUGAGUGUAAUCCUUGACGCCUCCCUUUCCAUGGAGGCAACAGCAACAGCCAAGGCGACAUUUUUCCACCUUCGCCGCAUCAAGCAGUUGGUCCCUUACCUUUCCCGCCCCAACCUGGCCACAGUGAUCCAUGCGACGGUCAUAUCCAGGCCUGACUACUGUAAUUCGCUCUACGCGGGGCUGCCCUUGAAGCUGUCCCAGAAACUCCAGCGGGUACAGAAUGCUGCAGCGAGGCUCCUCAUGGGGUCUUUGCCAUGGGAGCAUAUCCACCCAGUGCUUUUCAAGCUGCACUGGCUCCUGGUGGAGUACAGGGUCAGAUUUAAGGUGCUGCUUUUGACCUUUAAAGCCCUUCACGGCCUAGGACCCUCGUAUCUACGGGACCGCCUCUCCUGGUAUGCCCCACGGAGAGCCUCAAGGUCCAUAAAUAACAACACCCUAGUGGUCCCAGGCCCUAAGGAGGUUAGAUUGGCUUCAACCAGAGCCAGGGCCUUUUCAACUCUGGCUCCGGCCUGGUGGAACGCUCUGCCUCAUGAGACCAGGGCCCUGCAGGAUCUGAUUUCUUUCUGCAGGGCCUGUAAGACAGAGUUGUUCCGCCUGGCCUUUGGCUUGGAGCCAAUUUGAUUCCCUCCCUCCUCUCCUCUUUUUCUUUUCCUUCUCCUCCUGCGAUGAGGCUACAUUUUAAUAUUUUAAUGUUCCAUUAUUUUAAUGUUGUAUUUUAUUUUUGUUUUUAAGUUGUAAUCAUUCAUCUUGUUUUAUUAUUGCUUGUAAGCCGCUCUGAGCCCGGCCUUGGCUGGGGAGGGCGGGGUAUAAAUAAAAAAUUAUUAUUAUUAUUAUUAUUAUUAUUAUUAUUAUUAUUACACACCUGCAUUCUUGUUUCAGAUUCUGAUUUGAUUGCAUUCUAAUGGUUGCCGUCAUUUUUGCUAAUUUAAUAAAUUCAAAGAAUUUACAUUGCCAAUCUAUCACUAAUGGUGGUGCUUCACAUUUCUUGAUUCAGAAUUUCUAGUAGCCAGACUCUUAAUGCUCUUAUGCUCUUAAAAACAGGGCACCUGACAGACGACCACCUCUCCAGCUUCCUGAAGCGCUGCCGCCUGGGCCUGCAGCCCAACGGCAUCAUAGUCAUCAAGGACAAUAUGGCCCAGGAAGGGGUCAUCAUGGACGACGUGGACAGCAGUGUCUGCCGGGACCUGAACGUUGUCUGCAAGAUCAUCCGCUGUGCUGGCCUCAACCUGCUGGCCCAGGAGAAGCAGGAGAAUUUUCCUGACGAAAUCUACCACGUUUACACACUAGCAAUGAGAUGAACCCCUCCAUCACUAAGCCCCAUAGAGAGGGAGGUUGCCUUCCUGCGGGGGCCUUGAAACACCCUUCCCAAGCAAGGCUGGCUGCCUCCCCGGCGAUGGAGGGCCCCAACUGAACAUCCUAAAAGAGAUAGUCCAGAAAUUGGGGUCUGGCUGAGACUCUCGUCGUCGAGACUGGCUUAGGAAUGCUGGGGGGGAAGUAAAUGUUCUUUUUUUCGAAGCUGCUGCUGCUAAUGUUGUUGGUUCUUUAUUGUUUGAUGGGUGGAGGGGAAAAAAACACUUGUCAAAAUAUACUUUGUAUGGUUGUAACAGCAA
This is a messenger RNA of Podarcis lilfordi (Lilford's wall lizard), 14219 nucleotides long. The record is from the annotation of a GenBank genome assembly. NCBI's taxonomy places the organism in Eukaryota, Metazoa, Chordata, Lepidosauria, Squamata, Lacertidae.